Molecule: messenger RNA, 528 nt
Organism: Dioscorea cayenensis subsp. rotundata (Guinea yam)
Lineage: Eukaryota; Viridiplantae; Streptophyta; Magnoliopsida; Dioscoreales; Dioscoreaceae
Product: nitrogen regulatory protein P-II homolog
Exons: 7
Coding region: 1-528 (175 amino acids)
Biological process (GO): regulation of nitrogen utilization
Cellular component (GO): cytosol; chloroplast thylakoid
Molecular function (GO): enzyme regulator activity; ATP binding
Source: RefSeq, a predicted model, not a curated record
AUGGCGGCCAUGGCGAAGCCCCAAGCUCUUAAUCCUUUGAAGCCACUCUCAGCUGAAGCUCUUCUCCCUUUUCUCCAUCAAAGUCUCUCCUUUUUCAUGCCUAGAGCUUCUCCUCGCUGUGAAUCACUGCACCAUAGCAAUGGAAGUGCUUCUUUCCGUCCCGUCAUCAAAGCACAGAGCUCACCGGAUUAUGUCCCGGAUUCGCAGUUCUACAAAAUUGAAGCUAUUCUCAGGCCGUGGAGGGUGGCGCAUGUGUCUUCAGGGUUGAUGAAGAUGGGGAUCAGGGGAGUGACUGUGUCUGAUGUUAGAGGUUUUGGAGCUCAGGGAGGGUCUAUGGAAAGGCAAGCUGGAUCUGAGUUUUCGGAAAAUAUGUUCUUAGCCAAAGUUAAAAUGGAGAUUGUUGUAUCCAAGGACCAGGUUGAAGCGGUAAUUGAUAAAAUAAUUGAGGAAGCUAGGACCGGAGAAAUUGGUGAUGGCAAGAUAUUCUUGAUACCUGUUUCAGAUGUUAUACUGAAUCCGCACGGGUAG